This is a messenger RNA of Perca fluviatilis (European perch), 3697 nucleotides long. RefSeq names its product S-adenosylmethionine synthase-like. Bases 185 to 1372 code for a protein of 395 amino acids. Gene Ontology annotation, biological process: S-adenosylmethionine biosynthetic process. The record is from RefSeq and is a predicted model, not a curated record. The transcript is spliced from 9 exons. NCBI's taxonomy places the organism in Eukaryota, Metazoa, Chordata, Actinopteri, Perciformes, Percidae. Gene Ontology annotation, cellular component: cytosol. Gene Ontology annotation, molecular function: ATP binding; methionine adenosyltransferase activity.
GAGUUUCUCGGCUGUUCUCUUUUGCCUUGGGACUGUGCGAUUGGACUGCAGCCCCACUCUCUGUCCCGUCUUUGUCCUCCUGUUUUGAUAAGAAACACGAGAAGAGCUUCUCCGCUGCACAGUCAUCACUUCUGCCACUUUCUAAACAGUCUACGGCGUCAGGCCGCUUUGCAAAGCACACAAAAUGAAUGGCACAGUGGAUGGGAUCUACGACCACGCUCCUCGUGACGGCUCCUUCAUGUUUACCUCCGAGUCUGUGGGAGAGGGACACCCUGAUAAGAUAUGUGACCAGAUCAGUGACGCUGUGCUGGACGCUCACCUGAAGCAGGACGCGGACGCCAAAGUGGCUUGUGAGACGGUGUGUAAGACCGGCAUGGUGCUGCUCUGUGGGGAGAUCACGUCCCGAGCCCACGUGGACUACCAGAAGGUGGUGAGAGAAACCAUCCGAGACAUCGGAUAUGACAACUCAGACAAAGGUUUUGAUUAUAAGACCUGUAACGUGCUGGUGGCCCUCGAGGAGCAGUCCCCCGACAUCGCACAGGGAGUUCAUGUUGAUCGUCUGGAGGAUGACAUUGGAGCUGGAGACCAGGGUCUGAUGUUCGGAUACGCCACAGAUGAGACAGAGGAGUGCAUGCCCCUCACCGUCGUCCUCGCCCACAAACUCAACGCCAAGAUGGCCGAACUGAGACGUAACGGGACCGUCCCCUGGCUCCGCCCGGACUCCAAGACACAGGUGACGGUUCACUACACCCAGGAGAACGGCGCAGUGAUCCCCACCAGGGUUCACACCGUGGUGAUCUCCGUGCAGCACGACGACUACGUGAGUCUGGAGGAGCAGAAGAAGGUCCUGAAGGAGAAGGUCAUCAAGGCCGUGGUCCCCUCGAGGUACCUGGACGAGAACACCGUCUACCACGUGCAGCCCAGCGGACGCUUUGUGAUCGGGGGGCCCCAGGGCGAUGCUGGAGUGACGGGCAGGAAGAUCAUCGUGGACACGUACGGAGGUUGGGGGGCCCACGGCGGUGGGGCUUUCUCUGGGAAGGACUACACCAAGGUGGACCGCUCGGCGGCCUACGCUGCCCGCUGGGUGGCAAAGUCUCUGGUGAAGGCCAAACUGUGCAGGAGGGUGCUGGUGCAGGUGGCGUAUGCCAUCGGAGUCGCCCACCCGCUCUCCAUCUCCCUCUUCACCUACGGCUCCUCUCAGCUGAGCGAGAAGGAGCUGCUGCAGAUCGUCAAUAAAAACUUUGACCUCAGACCCGGCGUCAUCGUCAGAGACCUGGACCUGAAGAGACCGAUCUACCAGAAGACGGCCUGCUACGGACACUUUGGCAGGAAGGAGUUCCCCUGGGAGGUCCCAAAGAACCUCAACUUCUAGAGUAUCUAUAUAUGUGUGUGUGUGUGUGUGUGUGUGUGUGUGUGUGUGUGUGUGUGUGUGUGUGUGUGUGUGUGUGUGUGUGUGUGUGUGUGUGUGUGUGUGUGUGUGUGUGUGUGUGCUGUAUAGAUAGAUGUCCUCGUGAUCCUGUAACCCAGUAAGGGAAGGGCAGCUGGGUGGGUUCAGAUAAUCUCUGGUGAUUGGACGAGGAGAGAAACAGGUUCCAUCCUUAUCGGAUGACCCCUCAAACGUGACAUGACAUGCGAGUGAGCGAUCUGGUAUUUUUGUCCCAUCGAUUCGGUUUACAGUGACAUGCCUGCAGUUCGUUUCACACUAAAACUGGUUGUUUGCAACAGUUUUCUGUCCAGAAAUAAGUGAUUGACCAAAAUGUGAAGGGCGAGCCUCCAUGCCUAUGUUUAAACCACUUUAAUGUCUUAAGAAAAAUCUACAUUUUUGUUAUUGUUGUCAGUAUUUUUAUAUGAUUAUUACUGUACAAUGCAGGUUUUAGUGUGCCUUUGGAUGAUCUAAAGCCUUCUGGAAGAUCUUAAAGUUUCACAUAGGGUAAAGUCUGUAGGUGUCAAUAGUUUUUAGGUUGUUGGUCCCUGACGCUACUAUUUUGGUCAGUGUUCAAGAAAAAAACUAUUGUUUCUGAAGUUUUAAAUGAUCUGGUAUUAAAACAAGAAUGUAAUCCUGCAGACACAGAAGAUAUACAGCAGAUAUACCAAAGAUUGUGAGUCACUCAUAAGCUGUAACCCGAGCAUUUACACCAGUUAUUUUAAUCAACCUUGUCAGUAUUUUUAUAUGAUAGAUAGCUGGCGGCUGGCAGAGAGUCUGCAGAUAAUCUAAAGUCUUCAACGUUACAGUAUAAACUCUUGCUCUAAACUCUUCAUAAGUUUUGGAAGUUGAUGCACAAACUUUUAUUCUUCUAAAUAUACUGUUGUUUUCUCUCCACCCUCGUCUUAGUUGUAUAUUAUUUUGUAUCAAACCAAAUGACCUGCAGACACUCGAUCUACACAGAAUGACAACAAAAGACGAGAUAUGAGGGCAAGAAACAGAUCGUUGCUGUCCAGCAGAAACCUAUCUCCAUAUUUUGACGUUUUUUAAAUUUUUUUUUAUAAAUCAGUGCUAUUAGCAUAGGAGUAAUUUACAGGGGCAAUGGGGGUGUUACAACCCCCAUAAUAAAAACUGUCCAGUGCAACCCACCCAAAGAACCUAUUAUUUUGUCCUUUACAUAAAUAAAGACAUGUGGACCAUAACUGGAUGCAGAAAAGGUACAAAGUGUUGAAGAAAAAUUCACCAGAAUGCAGAAAAUGAAGUGUUCAAAAUUUCUAUUCUUCUCAGGAGUGGAGAGCUCAAGCCCCCCACCAAAAAAAAAAUUAUACCCUUGGCUAUUGGUCACCCUUUACGUCAGUCUGUGGGUAGCACAAAUUGACUGUUUUGAGACGUAUAAGGUGUAAAUUAGAGAAAACCGGAGCUUUAAGUUUUUCAUAUUAUUCUGUACUGAAACAUUAUACAUUUCAUUAAGAGCUGUGGAGAGUUGGCAAAGCAAAGAUGAGAUGUGAUCUGGACGUCCCAAUUAUGUUUCAAAUGUCAGCGACUCAUAACUUGGGAAUCCUGAAUGCUUCCUAACAUUUAUGUUUAUAUAAUAAGAGAGCUGCAGGUUUUACUGGAUGAUCUAAAGCAGUGAUCCACAACCCUUUUUCCUUAAGGGACCCAUUUUCUAUCAGUGAGUAAACUCCUUCUAAUGGCGUUUUUCCAUUACAUGGUACCUGCUCACCUCGCCUCGCCUCGCCUCGCCUCUUUUGGGUUCCAUUAGGAAAAAUGUUUUUACAAAAAAAACUUUUUUUUUUAAAUGAAGAAAUGCUUAGAUAUAGGACAAUAGUAUACCAGUAUAUCUUUUAAAAGUUGUCUUACACUCCUUCAAAUCCAGAAGGCCUCGGAGGCUCCGUGAAGCUUUGGCGGCCCCCAGUGGGGAUCAGGAGCCCCAUGUUGGGAACCAGUGAUCUGAAGCCUUUAAAAAGGUCUUAAAAUGAUUGCAUACUGUAUGUACGGGAGAGGAUUAGGGCCACAUGUGAAUAAAUGUAUUGCAUUCUGAGAAAAAAGAAUUUUGACUGUUUUCUCAGAAGAAUUCUGACUCUUUUUUUUUAAGUUUAAAAACUAAAAUGUAUAUCUAAAACUCAGAACUCAAAUACAUUUUUCACGUGGCCCUAAUCCUCUUCCGUACAUAUAGGCUGAAAGUCUUACUAGUUUUUAGGGUUUCAGUUGGAAAUAAAUGCACAAACCUGCAUUCUGAACAGAGGUUUUAAGUUGGAGAUAGAUAGAUAUAUA